GUCUCUGAUCCAGACUGCUUCUUACCUGCGCGCCCACCGAGCUUCCUAUCAGCGACCUGUCGGCUGUGAAAAUGGGGAACAGCAAACCUUCAGCGAUCAUCUUUCUUAUCGGUGUCAUGCUGCUCUGGCCAUAUGUUCUCACCAAGAGCGUCUCAUCCAGACUGCAGCCUGCAGACAGCACCUCUCUAACUGCAGGGCAGGGAGAAGAGCGCCCUCAUGUGGUCAAGCGCUCAACACAGAACUGUGACAGCACGUUUGAGAGCUACUGCAUGAACAACGGCCAGUGCAUGCUGCUGGUGGACAUCCAGGAACACCACUGCAAGUGUGAGGCGGGUUUCUACGGCCCCAGGUGCAGCAACCUGGAGCUCGUCGUUCAGCCAGUAAAGGAAGAGCAGAUAAUUGUCACCAUUUUCUGUGUGACUCUACUGAUUAUAGGUCUGGCUGGAGUUUUGUACUUCUGCUGCAAAUGGUAUAAAAAAAACAAAUUCCCACGUCAGCAGAAGCGGCAGGGUUACAAAGGAGUCCAGACAGCUUAGAGUGCCACACACACACUCACA
Molecule: messenger RNA, 557 nt
Organism: Cottoperca gobio
Lineage: Eukaryota; Metazoa; Chordata; Actinopteri; Perciformes; Bovichtidae
Product: proepiregulin-like
Exons: 5
Coding region: 72-536 (154 amino acids)
Biological process (GO): epidermal growth factor receptor signaling pathway; positive regulation of cell population proliferation; positive regulation of mitotic nuclear division
Molecular function (GO): growth factor activity; epidermal growth factor receptor binding
Source: RefSeq, a predicted model, not a curated record